AUGAAUGGCUCGGGCAGCCCGGGGACCGAGGACACCAGCCAGGAAGUCGGCAGCGGCGGCUGGCAGCCCGAGGCGGUCCUCGUACCCCUGCUUUUCGCGCUCAUCUUCUUCGUGGGCACCGUGGGCAACGCGCUGGUUUUAGCCGUGCUGUUGCGCGGCGGCCAGGCAGUCAGCACCACCAACCUAUUCAUCCUCAACCUGGGCGUGGCCGACCUGUGCUUCAUCCUGUGCUGCGUGCCUUUCCAGGCCACCAUCUACACCCUGGACGGCUGGGUGUUCGGCUCGCUGCUCUGCAAGGCCGUUCAUUUCCUCAUCUUCCUCACCAUGCACGCCAGCAGUUUCACACUGGCCGCCGUCUCUCUGGACAGGUAUCUGGCUAUCCGCUACCCGCUGCAUUCCCGCGAGCUGCGCACACCUCGAAACGCGCUGGCGGCCAUCGGGCUCAUCUGGGGGUUAGCGCUGCUCUUCUCCGGGCCCUAUCUGAGCUACUACCGUCAGUCGCAGCUGGCCAACCUGACCGUGUGCCACCCAGCAUGGAGCGCGCCUCGACGCCGCGCCAUGGACCUCUGCACCUUCGUCUUCAGCUACCUGUUGCCGGUGCUGGUUCUCAGUCUGACCUAUGCGCGCACCCUGCGCUACCUCUGGCGCACAGUCGACCCAGUGGCGGCAGGCUCAGGUUCCCAGCGCGCCAAACGCAAGGUGACACGCAUGAUCGUCAUUGUCGCCGUGCUCUUCUGCCUAUGUUGGAUGCCUCAUCACGCGCUUAUCCUCUGCGUGUGGUUUGGUCGCUUCCCGCUCACGCGCGCCACUUAUGCGCUGCGCAUCCUCUCACACCUAGUUUCUUACGCCAACUCGUGUGUCAACCCCAUCGUUUAUGCGCUGGUCUCUAAGCAUUUCCGCAAGGGUUUCCGCAAAAUCUGCGCAGGCCUGCUGUGCCGCGGCCCGAGGCGAGCCUCAGGCCGAGUGUGCGUCUUGGCGCCUGGCAAUCAUAGUGGCAGUGUGCUGGACCGCGAAUCCACAGAUCUGACACACGUGAGUGAGGCGGCAGGGUCCCUUGUCCCAGCACCCGCGCUUCCCAACUGCACAUCCUCAAGUAGGGCCCUCGAUCCGGUUUAUUAA
This is a messenger RNA of Myodes glareolus (Bank vole), 1119 nucleotides long. It is a transcript of the gene Galr2, whose product is annotated as galanin receptor 2. Gene Ontology annotation, molecular function: galanin receptor activity. Lineage: Eukaryota; Metazoa; Chordata; Mammalia; Rodentia; Cricetidae. The record is from RefSeq and is a predicted model, not a curated record. Gene Ontology annotation, cellular component: plasma membrane. Gene Ontology annotation, biological process: G protein-coupled receptor signaling pathway; negative regulation of adenylate cyclase activity; positive regulation of cytosolic calcium ion concentration.